CUGCAAUGGUUAACGCGCACUCACUCUUCCCCCAUCUGAUUCGCCACUCAGCGAGAUUUGCAGGCUUAGAAGGUCCAAAAAUGUCGACACUCUUCAAGAUUAAUUAUGACAAUUAAGAAAACGCUCUCUUCUCUCCAAAAAGUUCUUUCUCUGUCUGUCUGGGAAUUCAGGUGAAUUAUACAUUUGAUUUUCGACUUCUUCCCACAAGAAGUUUCAGAAUCUCAUGUUUCUGGCUCAGAUUUGAUUGAGAACGCGUAAGUUCCGUUCGAAUCAGCUUGAAAUGUUUGAGAGAGACGUUUACAGAGAGAAGCCAUUGCAAUAGCGAAGAUUCACUAGUGGGUUUUUUUGCUUCAAUCCCCUCCCCUUCUCUCUUAGGGAAACUUGUUUAUUGGAGCUUGAAGGAAGUUCUAUUGGGAUAAGAUUACUGUCUCUGAUGCUCGAUUCAAGUUUCUGAUUCUCUGCAUGUGUAAAUCUUGAGGGGUCCUCUACCAUUUCGUGGAGGAUCCCAGAAAUUGCAUAUUCUUGGGUAGUGCAUUUUCCAAGUGUAUCAAGUGUUGUACAAUCCUACACUGUGUGUUGACUUUAUACUGUGGCCCUGUGGGAUAAUAUAAUACCUGAAGUCGAGGAUCAUAUUGGGCUCUGUUGGUGCUGACCAGAGUUAGAUUUAUUAGUUGGUUUGGGGAUUUACCGAAAUUUUAGGCACUUGAGAUUGAACUGUUGUUCUAGUGAAGAUGUUUGCUUCUGCUUCAGAUGCUCCUCAUAAUAGUAGUGGGGCGACCAGACAAUUAUUAAUACCAACAAGAUUUGUAUGGCCUUAUGGAGGCAGAAGGGUAUUUCUAACUGGUUCUUUCACCAGGUGGGUGGAUCAUAUACCAAUGUCUCCUGUAGAGGGCUGUCCUUCUGUCUUUCAGGUCGUUCGGAACUUAGCACACGGACAUCAUCAGUAUAAAUUUUUCGUGGAUGGAGAAUGGCGCCAUGAUGAGCAUCAACCUUUUGAAAGUGGAAAUUAUGGUGUUGUUAACACUAUCUUCUUAGGUAUGGAGCUUGAAACAAGUCCUACACCUAACAGAUCUAAUAUGGAAGUGGAUGUUGAUACAGUUGUUCAAUUGAAUGAUGCCCCUAAGCUAUCAGUGAGUGACAUUGAGAUUUCUCGCCAUCGUAUAUCUGCAUUUCUAUCUACACAUACAACAUAUGAGUUGCUUCCAGAAUCGGGCAAGGUCAUUGUUUUGGAUGUGAGUCUACCUGUGAAACAAGCAUUUCAUAUCCUUUAUGAACAGGGUAUUUCCAUGGCCCCUCUAUGGGAUGUUUUCAAGGGUCAGUUUGUUGGAGUUCUUAGUGCAUCUGACUUCAUUUUAAUUCUACAAGAGCUCGGACAUCAUGGAUCAAAUUUGACAGAGGAAGAACUUGAAACGCAUACUAUAUCAGCUUGGAAAGAUGGAAAAAUAUAUCUUAACCGGCAAUUUGAUGGUAUCAGCAGACCAUCUCCAAGAGGUCUUGUACAUGCCGGUCCUUAUGAUUCUCUAAGAGACGUUGCUUUGAAAAUUCUGCAAAAUAAAGUUGCCACAGUUCCCAUUAUCCACUCUUCUUCACCAGAUGGCUCAAGUCCACAGCUUCUACAUCUUUCUACUCUCUCGGGAAUUUUGAAAUGCAUUUGCAGGUACUUCAGACAUUCAUCUAGCUCUUUGCCAAUUCUUCAACAGCCAAUCUCUUCACUUCCCAUAUGUACAUGGGUCCCAAAAAUUGGGGAAUCUGGUGGCCGGCCAUUUGCUAUGUUAAGACCGAAUGCUUCUCUUGGGGCUGCUUUAUCUUUAUUAGUUCAAGCUGAAGUUAGCUCGAUACCUAUAGUGGAUGAGAAUGACUCCUUACUCGAUAUUUAUUGUCGAAGUGAUAUUACAGCUCUGGCGAAAAAUAGAGCUUAUGCUCAAAUUCGUCUUGACGAAAUGAGUAUUAAUCAGGCAUUGCAACUGGGACAAGAUGCAAGUUUACCUAAUGGUUAUUUUGGAGGGCAGAGAUGUCAUAUGUGUUUGAGAUCCGAUCCAUUACACAAAGUGAUAGAAAGGCUUGCAAAUCCUGGCGUGCAAAGACUCGUGGUUGUGGAAGCGGGAAGCAAACGCAUUGAAGGCAUUGUCUCACUAAGUGAUGUUUUCAAGUUCCUGCUCCUCGGAUAGAGGUUAACUGAAAUCAACCUUCUUUGUGAGGACUGUUUUAAUUGUUUGUUCUUCUUCACCUUUCCAAAGACCCCCAUCAUUCCAUUCCGAAUCCUAGUGUUAGGAAAAAUCUGUAAAUUUGGGAACACGGUUUUCAUUUGUUAUUGUGCGUUUUUUUAACCACCAUAUCAUCUAUGCCAAUGCUCUUCUAGGUAUGGCCGCCCAUGGCUUUUGUCUAAUUGCUGCGGUGGCUGGCCAUGCCCAUGGAAGAUGUAAGGCUGUUCAUGACUCACAUUUACUCAACUAUUUACCUUUAUCAUUUUUUAGUCACAAUCACUUUUAUUUCGGAUA
Messenger RNA from Impatiens glandulifera, 2498 nucleotides. Its product is annotated as sucrose nonfermenting 4-like protein. The coding region runs from base 732 to 2168 and encodes 478 amino acids. The transcript is spliced from 14 exons. The record is from RefSeq and is a predicted model, not a curated record. NCBI's taxonomy places the organism in Eukaryota, Viridiplantae, Streptophyta, Magnoliopsida, Ericales, Balsaminaceae.